AUGCUGGCGGCAAUUAUGCUGAAUAAGACAUUCGCGGAACAAAUUGUGGUGCUCGAGAACGACACCACGCUGAUCGCUGCGGCGUCGUCGUCGACGCUGAACGUGAACGUUGAGAAGCUUCUCGGUAGCGAUGCCGUUCCGCACAACAUCAACGGAGUCGCGCUUCUUUUUCUGCCGAUUCUUUGCCUCAUUGGGCUCAUCGGCAACUUUCUCGUGUGCGUUGCUAUCGCAAGCGAUCGACGUCUUCACAAUGUCACCAAUUAUUUUCUAUUCUCAUUAGCGCUGGCUGAUUUGUUGGUGUGCUGCAUCGUCAUGCCGCUGAGCAUUGUCGUCGAAGUUCGUCAUGGUGUUUGGACAUGGAGCGUUUCAAUGUGUCUCCUCUACGUUUACUCGGAUGUUUUCCUUUGUAGUGCAAGCAUUGUGCACAUGUCGGUUAUAUCGCUUGAUCGUUACCUUGGGAUCUCACAGCCGCUUCGAACCCGAAAUAAGAGUCGAUCGUUGAUUUUUGUGAAGAUCGCAGUUGUCUGGAUGGUUACCUUAUUGGUUUCAUGCCCAAUCGCUAUUCUUGCAAUUCAUGAUACCUCCAACAUCCUUCAAGACAACCAGUGUAUGAUCUUCAGCAGAUAUUAUAUUGUAUACGGCUCAACGAUGACAUUCCUUAUUCCAUUUUGCAUUAUGGCUGUCACCUAUGUGCGGACUACAGCGCUUCUCAAUAAGCAAGCAUCAAUACUGAGCCAGAAGGCCAAUGAUAAAUUGAACGGAAAUGGACUGCGACGGACAAUGCCACACCGAAAACUCGGAUAUGUGCGAACCAAUUCGGCAACCGUAACACUACCGUAUCAUAAUGGAAAGCCGUCGCCGAUUGGAAUUCCACCGGAUGCGAAGUGCUAUCAACACGUGAUGAAUGGAUCAUAUAGCGAUAUUAGCCGAUUGAGCACCAAUCGACCGUCGAUCAAUGGACGACGUAAGUCAUUCGACAAGGCUUCGAAAAUUGAUCGCUGGCGAUAUCGGACAUCAACGUAUCUAACAAACAUUGCGCUUAAGGUUGGACGUCGCAGCUCUCUUCAAACUGCCAGUCAGGAGUUGGCUAAUGAGCAUAAGGCAACACGCGUACUUGCUGUUGUCUUCAUCUGCUUUUUCAUCUGCUGGACACCGUUUUUUGUUGCCAACUUCAUUUUGGGAUUCUGCGGAUCGACGUGCAAUAUUCCGGCAUGGCUUGGCUCUCUAUUCUUGUGGCUUGGCUACAUUUCAAGCACCAUCAAUCCGAUCAUCUACACGGUGUUCAACAAGCGUUUCCGUCAAGCAUUCGUCCGAAUCCUUCGCUGCCAAUGCUGCCAUCCAUUGAGAGAUCCGCAGGCGCAUUAUUCGCGCAACUUCACAACUACAAUCGUACCGGACACUUUCACGUGGUCGAACAAUGAGCGCGCCACAUCAGUUAUGAUCAAGGAUGAGACUUUAGGAGGACGUGUGAUUGCCAAUCACCGCAUCAGAACAAAGAGUGCUGGAGAAAACUUCUCAAAGAAGACAUCGCUUCCAGUCCUUCCAAAAACUACAAUUCCACGUGAAACCCGUUCAACCACUGAGGAAACUACUGCGACGACCACGACCACAACCACAACUGAUGAAGAGAAUCGUCCAUUGCUUUCAAAAUCAAUCAUGCCGCAAACCACCAUUCGCAAAUCCUACACUGCCAUCACAAUUGAACCAUGCCCGGUGUCGACGUCAUUUGCCAUUGACAUUGAUGAGCCGGGACCAUCAAACUCGCAACCGUGCGUUGACUGCCGCAAAGCUGAUGAUAUGAUUUUGUCUGAUAUGACUGAUAUGACGAAUUCCACUGUUAGCACUGCCUCGAACUCGAAACACUUGACCUUGUUCAACUAUUUCGACGGAUCCAUGAAGGAAACGUUCCUUUGA
Messenger RNA from Caenorhabditis bovis, 1914 nucleotides. The record is from the annotation of a GenBank genome assembly. Lineage: Eukaryota; Metazoa; Nematoda; Chromadorea; Rhabditida; Rhabditidae.